This is a messenger RNA of Ceutorhynchus assimilis (cabbage seed weevil), 2873 nucleotides long. The record is from the annotation of a GenBank genome assembly. Lineage: Eukaryota; Metazoa; Arthropoda; Insecta; Coleoptera; Curculionidae.
AUCGUGUAAUAAGCUUUGUUCGGAUAUUAUACGUGCGCGCUCCAUAUAAUCAAAUAAAUACUUUCUAGAAGAUUCGGAUUCAAAGGAAAAUAGUUUCGUACGAAUUCAGUUAUCAACGGACGCCCUGUAUACUACAAAACUCAAAAUUAUUGAGGUUGUUGAAACCGUGUUCCUUGCCAUCACUUUGAAAACAACAUGAAGUGGAUUUUUCUCAAAACGUCUUUGUACCUGUUUCUAUUGAUCCUAUUGUGCGACUUUUCGAUUGCAAAACGUUCAUCAGGCGGACGUUCAAGAGUGAAAAGUAACGGCGGAUCUAGUUUGUGGAGCAGAAGAAAAAGCUCUUCGUCUCCGGGUACUGCCAGUGGUCAACACGAUGGCUCGCAUGGUACUGCCGAUCUACAACCUAAGACUGGUGGCUCUGCUGGAGCAUCACAUGCUACAAAAACUAAACCGUCUGCACCAGUCGAGUCACAAUACAAUAGAAAACAAACAUCGCAAUAUCAACAAAGCGCAGUUAAUCAACAAAACGCGCCAAUCGGCUGGAAUGUUCCAGGGCAAGCAAAUAACAACUAUGUAAAGAAAGAUACCAGUGCUGCAAAUGCACAAAGAAAUCCUGUAUGGAACUCACCGUCAAGCCCUGGAAAACAACAAAAUGCACCUGGCGUUGGCUGGAAUAGUCCAGGACUACCUGGAAACAAUUAUGCGAAAAAGGAUGCGAACGUUGCAAAUUCUCCUUCAAAGGGUUGGGCUUCUGGAUAUCAAUCCCAAGGACCGAAACGUGACGAAGGACUAGUGAAAAAACAAACGGCAGGUGUCCAGCAAUCGAAUCCUCAUCAAGCACAACCCCCGCAGCCUGGAUGGAACGUUGGCGGACAAAAUAAUGCUCCAAAUGCUAAUUCUGGUUGGAAAUCGGGUUACCAAACAAACGGAGCUCCACCGGCCUAUCCACAUCAUAACGCUGCCCCUCCAGGUUAUAAUGGACAAACCAGUUGGGGUGCACCUCCUGCGUAUCCAGGGCAUGGUGCUCCUGGAGGUUAUAAUGGAUUUGGCCACCAGCAACCAAGUGGUUAUGGAGGCUAUGGGGGACAUGGAGGUGGUUAUGGAGGCUAUGGAGGACAUGGAGGUGGAUAUGGAGGCGGAUAUCAUCCACAGCAAUCUAUGGGAGGAUAUAAUCCCGGUUAUGGAGGUAUGGCCAUGGGAGGAUAUGGCGGUGGCUUCGGAGGUGGCGGCUUCGGAGGUGGAGGCUUUGGAUCUCCAUCAUUUGGAGGCGGUGCUUAUCCCAUGCAAAAGAAGAGUUUCUUCAGUGCUAGUACCAUUGGCAGUGUUGUUGCUGGGAUGUUAGUUUACAACAUGGCUUCAAGUCUUAUCAGUCAUGGUUUGGGGCAAAAACGACCCUACAAUGUUGUUAACUAUUAUAAUCAAGAACCUGGUAAACCAGCGGAAGAAAUAAAAUUGCCGGCAAAUGUGCUAACCCUAUGCGAUGCCAAUGUAAACCAAAUGUGUGGCCAAGGAACUCAAUCUGUCUGUACUCAAAACGGCACAGUCCUCUGCGUAGCUACCAUGAACCAAGCAACCCCAUGUGACCAAGGUGGUAACUCAGCCCUAUGCAUUAACACGACAGUACCUUGCGCAGACGCUAAUGAUCCAUUGUGUCAAAACUCUACACAAAAAGAUAAGCUCCAAGCUGAAGUUAACGUGCCUUGUUUCACCAACUUAACAUUGGACGUAAAUCUAGUAGAUAAAGACAAAACUAUGCCAAAUACCAAAUAUACGUACUGUGUGACCACAAUGGCUGUCGCAGGUCCUGAUUAUAAGUUGUGUGAAGAACUAAAACAUUCGAAUGAUUAUAGGAGCGUUUUGAAUGGGAACCAUGAAUGGCUUUUGGAAACUGAUGGCUUCAAACGCAACUACUCCAUUUAUAACUUUGAAAAGCCUAUGGAAAGUAAUGGGGAAAUAAAUAUGCCAGUUACAGUGCUAGUAAAAUGUACUGACCAAGCGAAAAAUCUGUGCCCACCAGGAGCAAUAGCAACGUGUACAUCUUUUAAUGAAGUCAUGUGCAUGGCCUCUACUAAGGAUGUCCAAGAAUGUCCAGAAAAAAAUACCACAUGCUUGAAGAGCUCCAUACCAUGCCCAGAAGAAAGCAAAGACAGCUUUUGCCAAUCCAAAACCGAAGGGGCUGACAAAAUUGAUUUAGAUAUUCCAUGUUUCGCUAAUGUAACCUUCAACGCUCCAUUCCCUAAAUUCGAAUUGGCUGAAUUCAAUGGCACCCUUCCAGAUUUGACAGCAACGUCGAGUUACACCUAUAAUUUCCAUUAUUGCGUGAUGACGCUAGCUUUGCCUGGAUCCGAUUUUGAUUUGUGUAUCACCAAAGAAGCCAAAGAGAAGCAGGAAAAGGGGCAAGCAUGAGUAAUAUAAAUAAUUUUGUUUCUGUGUAUAUUAUUGUUUAUAUAUUUAGAUUAGAUUUCGAUAUUUUAGCAAGAAUGAUAAUUAGGUGUCUUAUUUUUGGAUGCGUACCUACGUUUUAAAUAUACUGCUCCACAGGAGUUAAGGAUAUAGAUGCUUUCUGUGAAAAAAGCAUAUAUUAUGUAUUAGGUACAUUGCAUUAUUACCAAAUACCGAAGCCAAUUUUUUUUUCACUUUUUUCUUCUACGCUUUUCAAAAAAAAAUGUUAAUUUAUUUUACUAAAGUUUAUACAUUUUUACGCAAAAAAUAUAUGUAUUAUGUAUACUUUGUUGUUUUUACAAAGAAAGCUUCAAUUUUUAACUCUUAUGGAUGGAGCAGUUUAUAUUUCACUAAAUAUACUUAUAUGUACAAAUAUUUUUGAAAGAUCCUUUUUUUCCCCCUUUGGACGUUUACAUUAAGUAUCUAGAAAC